Lycium barbarum (goji berry) is the source of this 1243-nucleotide messenger RNA. Its product is annotated as WAT1-related protein At5g64700-like. Gene Ontology annotation, molecular function: transmembrane transporter activity. The coding region runs from base 113 to 1216 and encodes 367 amino acids. NCBI's taxonomy places the organism in Eukaryota, Viridiplantae, Streptophyta, Magnoliopsida, Solanales, Solanaceae. Gene Ontology annotation, cellular component: plasma membrane. The record is from RefSeq and is a predicted model, not a curated record. The transcript has 7 exons.
CCUCACAAUCUUUCGUAGUUUGUGAGUUGAUUGACAGCUUCAAAUAAAAUAGAGAACCAAAGUUCACACUUUUGUUUUUCUCUCAACAAAAAGACAUCUAAAAAAGAGAGAAAUGGAUGGAAAAAGGAAAACAUGUGUAGCAGUUUUAGUAAUACAAGGCAUAUAUACAGGGAUGUUCUUGCUUUCGAAAGUUGCGUUUGAUGUUGGUAUGAACCCUUUUGUUUUUGUCUUCUAUAGACAAGCUGCUGCUGCUGUCUUCUUAGCUCCCAUAGCCAUGUUCCUUGAAAGGAAAACAGCACCACCAAUGUCAUUCUUGAUAUGCUUCAAGAUUUUCAUGCUCUCUCUAUGUGGGGUUACAUUGAGCUUGAAUAUUUAUGGAGUGGCACUUAAAUACACUUCUGCAACUUUGGCUGCUGCAGCUACUAACAGCCUUCCAGUUACUACAUUUAUCCUUGCAGUUCUUCUCAGAAUGGAGACAGCCAAAAUAAGGACCGGGGCAGGAAUUGCAAAGGUUAUGGGGAUAGUGUUUUGUGCAGGAGGAGCUUCAACCAUAGCAUUCUUUAAGGGACCAACUGUGAAACUUCUGAUGCAUCAUCAUCUAUUUAGCUAUCAUGGCCAAGUCCAAAACACUGCUGCUUCUAACAAUUGGGUCAAGGGUGUCUUCCUUUUGUUGCUUGCUAAUGCAUUAUGGGCUACAUGGCUUGUCAUGCAGAACCGAGUUCUCAAGAGUUACCCAUCAAAGCUACUAUGUACAACUCUACAAUGCUUCAUGAGCACAAUUCAAUCUUUUGUUUUUGCCAUAGCUGUAGCAAGAAAUCCUUCUCAGUGGAAGCUUGGAUGGAAUGUUAGACUCCUCUCUGUUGCCUACUGUGGAAUAGUGGUGACUGGAGUUACAUUUUACUUACAAGCAUGGGUUGUUGAGAAGAAAGGACCAGUGUACAUGGCCAUGACAACACCCUUGGCCUUAAUCUUUACAAUUGCUUCUUCUGCUGUGCUUUUUGGAGAGAUCCUUGGUUUGGGAAGCAUUUUAGGAGUGAUUUUGCUGGUUGGUGGCUUAUACAGUGUACUAUGGGGAAAAUCUAAAGAGCAAAAGAUGGAAGCUUCAAGUACUAGAGAUGUUGAAAAAGCAGAGAAUGAAUCAAAAGAAGAAUCAAUCGUAGAGAAACAAUCCUCAACACCAAAUGCUCGAAUCCAACAUGCUUGUUCUCCUGUUUAAUUAAUUACUAAUUAGAGGGUUUAGUGA